CCAGGUUUUCAUCAUCGAGAACUAGUUCAAUAUCCUAGUAUACCUUAAUAAAUAAUUUAAGAUACUAUGAUGAGAGCACGGUUCCCAUUACUGUUGCUGGGACUUGUUUUCCUGGCUUCAGUUUCUGUCUCAUUUGGCAUUGCUUACUGGGAAAAAGAGAACCCCAAACACAACAAGUGUCUCCAGAGUUGCAAUAGCGAGAGAGACUCGUACAGGAACCAAGCAUGCCACGCUCGUUGCAACCUCCUUAAGGUGGAGAAAGAAGAAUGUGAAGAAGGUGAAAUUCCACGACCACGACCACGACCACAACACCCGGAGAGGGAACCUCAGCAACCCGGUGAGAAGGAGGAAGACGAAGAUGAGCAACCACGUCCAAUCCCAUUCCCACGCCCACAACCUCGUCAAGAAGAAGAGCACGAGCAGAGAGAGGAACAGGAAUGGCCUCGCAAGGAGGAAAAACGCGGAGAAAAGGGAAGUGAAGAGGAAGAUGAGGAUGAGGAUGAGGAACAAGAUGAACGUCAAUUCCCAUUCCCACGCCCACCUCAUCAGAAGGAAGAGCGAAAGCAAGAGGAAGAUGAGGAUGAGGAGCAGCAGCAAGAGAGCGAAGAAAGUGAAGAUUCUGAGUUACGAAGACAUAAGAAUAAGAACCCUUUUCUCUUCGGCUCUAACAGGUUCGAAACUCUCUUCAAAAACCAAUAUGGUCGCAUUCGCGUCCUCCAGAGGUUCAACCAACGCUCCCCACAACUUCAGAAUCUCCGAGACUACCGCAUUUUGGAGUUCAACUCCAAACCCAACACCCUCCUUCUCCCCAACCAUGCUGACGCUGAUUACCUCAUCGUUAUCCUUAACGGGACUGCCAUUCUUUCCUUGGUGAACAACGACGACAGAGACUCCUACAGACUUCAAUCUGGUGAUGCCCUGAGAGUCCCCUCAGGAACCACAUACUAUGUGGUCAACCCUGACAACAACGAAAAUCUCAGAUUAAUAACACUCGCCAUACCCGUUAACAAGCCUGGUAGAUUUGAGAGUUUCUUCCUAUCUAGCACUGAAGCUCAACAAUCCUACUUGCAAGGAUUCAGCAGGAACAUUUUAGAGGCCUCCUACGAUACCAAAUUCGAGGAGAUAAACAAGGUUCUGUUUAGUAGAGAGGAAGGGCAGCAGCAAGGGGAGCAGAGGCUGCAAGAGAGCGUGAUUGUGGAAAUCUCGAAGGAACAGAUUCGGGCACUGAGCAAACGUGCCAAAUCUAGUUCAAGGAAAACCAUUUCUUCUGAAGAUAAACCUUUUAACUUGAGAAGCCGCGACCCCAUCUACUCCAACAAGCUUGGCAAGUUCUUUGAGAUCACCCCAGAGAAAAACCCCCAGCUUCGGGACUUGGAUCUUCCUCAGUAUUGUGGAUAUGAACGAGGGAGCUCUUCUUCUACCACACUUCAAUUCAAAGGCGAUAGUGAUACUGGUAUUAAUGAAGGAGAUGCAAACAUUGAACUUGUUGGCCUAAAAGAACAACAACAGGAGCAGCAACAGGAAGAGCAACCUUUGGAAGUGCGGAAAUAUAGAGCCGAAUUGUCUGAACAAGAUAUAUUUGUAAUCCCAGCAGGUUAUCCAGUUGUGGUCAACGCUACCUCAAAUCUGAAUUUCUUUGCUAUUGGUAUUAAUGCCGAGAACAACCAGAGGAACUUCCUCGCAGGUUCGCAAGACAAUGUGAUAAGCCAGAUACCUAGUCAAGUGCAGGAGCUUGCAUUCCCUGGGUCUGCACAAGCUGUUGAGAAGCUAUUAAAGAACCAAAGAGAAUCCUACUUUGUGGAUGCUCAGCCUAAGAAGAAAGAGGAGGGGAAUAAGGGAAGAAAGGGUCCUUUGUCUUCAAUUUUGAGGGCUUUUUACUGAAUAAGUAUGUACUAAAAUGUAUGCUGUAAUAGCUCAUAGUGAGCGAGGAAAGUAUCGGGCUAUGUAACUAUGACUAGAGCUUCAACUAUGAAUAAAUAAAUCGACAGCAUAUGAUGCUUUUGUUUUGUGUCCUUC
Molecule: messenger RNA, 2016 nt
Organism: Glycine soja
Lineage: Eukaryota; Viridiplantae; Streptophyta; Magnoliopsida; Fabales; Fabaceae
Product: beta-conglycinin alpha subunit 1-like
Source: RefSeq, a predicted model, not a curated record